This is a messenger RNA of Sclerotinia borealis F-4128, 1539 nucleotides long. NCBI's taxonomy places the organism in Eukaryota, Fungi, Ascomycota, Leotiomycetes, Helotiales, Sclerotiniaceae. The record is from the annotation of a GenBank genome assembly.
AUGAGCAAAUCAAAUGAGAAAACCACCAAUACUCCUCGAAGUCGACGACAAGUAUUCACAGGAACUUUCAUCCACAGCAAGAAUCUGACGGAAUUGGAGAUUUUGCAUAAUACAUACGUGUAUGUGGAUGAAUAUGGUGUUAUUGUUAGGAUUACGAGUUCUGAUCUUGAGGGGAGAGAGGGAAGAGAGGGGAUGCAGGAGGAUAUGAAGGAAUUGGGCUGGGAUAGGGAGGAUGUGGAGUAUACCCACAUCCACGCGCCCCAAUACCCCAACAGCGGACUCUUCGGCAGUUCCACCCUCCUAAACUGGCUCAACACCUACACCUUCCCACUCGAAUCCUCUCUCUCCUCCCUCCCCAAAGCCAACACCAUCUACAGCCGCAUCAUCCAACGCACUCUCUCCCACGGCACCACCACCGCCGCCUACUACGCCACGCUCCACGUAGCCGCUACCAAUCUGCUCGCUGAUCUCUGUUUACACCACGGUCAACGCGCUCUCAUCGGAAGAUGCUGCAUGGAUUCUUCUUCUGGCGCCAACCCCCCCUAUUAUCGCGAUGAAAAUGCUCAGCAGAGUCUCCAGCGAACCAUGGAUUGUAUAUCGCACUGCGAGAAAAUCGAUCCCGAUCGAGCUCUCAUAACCGCAAUCCUAACCCCGCGCUUCGCACCCAGCUGUACGCGCGAACUCAUGCUAUCACUAGGAAAGCUUUCCCACGAAAAAAACCUCCCCAUCCAAACGCACAUAUCGGAGAACCGAGCCGAAGUCUCCUGGGUACGGGAGUUAUUUCCCGAGUGUGCGGACACGGGGUACGCGGGGGUUUAUGAUGCCUAUGGAUGUUUAACGCCACGCACGAUACUGGCGCACGCGGUGCAUGUUUCGGAGGGAGAGGUUAGGCUUAUUAGGGAGAGGGGGAGUGGGAUUGCGCAUUGUCCGGUUUCGAAUAGUGCGUUGAGGAGUGGGAUGGCGGGGGUGAGGGGCUGGUUGGAUGGGGGGGUUAAGGUGGGGUUGGGUACGGAUGUUAGUGGGGGGUUUAGUGCGAGUGUGUUGGUGGCGGCGAGGGAGGCUAGUUGUGUUAGUAGGUGUGUGGCUGCGGGGGUGGGGGGUGUGGAUGGAGAGGGGAGUGGGGGUGGGAGUGGGGGAAGGAAGGGUGAGGAGAGGGAUGCGUUGAGUGUAGAGGAAGUGUUAUAUUUGGCGACGAGGGGAGGAGCGGAGGUAGUGGGGAUGCAGGAGGUGAUUGGUGGAUUUGAGGUGGGGAUGCAGUGGGAUGCGCAAUUAGUUGGACUGGGGAAACCGCUGAUGAGGAAAAAUGAUGAUGGGGAUGGGGGGUGGGAGGAUAAUAUUACGGAGGAUAAUAUUAAAGAGGAAGUGGGUGCUGAGGAUGUUGUAGGUGCGGAGGAAACAGGACCAGUAGAUAUAUUCGGCUGGGAAACUUGGGAAGAGAAAAUUGCAAAGUGGGUUUUUAACGGCGAUGAUAGGAAUACGUUGAAGGUUUGGGUUAAGGGGAGAUUGGUGCAUCAGAGGAGGGGUGGUGUUGCUUUGUAA